AUGACAGAUUCAAACUUUAGCAAAGAGGCAGUCAUCAUGCCUAAUUUUCAACUCUUGCUUCUACAUUAAAUGCUCAAGAUAAGGUCAAAGGCAUUGAUGGCGAAUAGCUUUAUUCAAGAUCACAAUCCUAACAUAUUAUCAACCUAGGGUGUUCAUUAUCAACACAGUCUCAAAUAUGAUCAAAAGGGGAGACCUCUUUGGAAUAUGGAGAUUAAUAAAGAAUCACCUUCACCUAAUUCCUACUAUUACAAGUCCAAUUUUAAAUCCCUAAUUGAGCAAAGUAAAAAUAAGCCAAAUAAAUGCCAGUUUGGUGAACCCUAUGAGAAGUUUAAAAGAACAUGCGACAUUUAAAGUAAUAUCAAGGUAUUUGAUCAUUCUAAGUACAAUGUUAAUGCUACAUCGCAUUCCCCUAAUCAGAGAAUUAUUAAAAGUAGAGUGCCUGCUUAUACAAUUGGAGCUUAUGAACAUGACUUAUUCCAAGAAGAGAUUUAGAGAAGUCAGCAGGUGCCAGCCCCUGAUAAUUAUAAUGUUAAUGACGACAAUGUAAAGCCCUAAAGAUAUAAUAAUAUUGGCUUUGGUUUGGACAUAAAAUCAACACUAAAGCCUAUCAAGUAUUCUCCAGGUCCUGGUGAUUAUAACAUCGACCAACUCACAAGCAUGAAUUGCAAGAUUUAGAGUAGACUAAGAUAGCAUAACUUCAGGCAGUUUCUCAUGAACUAUUAAGCAAAAUAUAACUCAAGAGAUAUUAUGCAUGGUAGCUUAUAAAGAGGUGGAGAGAAUAAGGCUCUGAUUUAAAGCUAGCAAAUUAGGUACUUAUUUAAGAAAAUGCCGAUUAUCAACUAUCAUACCUAGGUUGAUAGCAGAGCCAGAAGCAGACUUAAUGAUGAUAUAUCAUUAGGUGAGGUUAAUAUUCAUAAUAAUAAUAGCAGUAUAACUAUACAUAAUGAAGAGGAUGAUAUUAAAGGCAGAUAGAGUAGUGAUAAUUGUUACAAUCUUUGGAAUGGAUCUACUAAGUUAAGAGCUAAAAGUCAAUAGAAAGGUAUUAAAAGUAGUAGAAUCCGUUAGGAUAAUCAAGAAGAAAUAUUAGCUUAGUCAUAAGACUAUAAAACUUAUCUUGAAGAGUAAAAUAUUAAAUCUAAUACUGAAUAAAAGUAGCAAUAGCAACCAGAGAAGACCAGAUUUAAAUAAAAAAAGAAAAAUAGUUCAAAAAAUAAGGCUAAGUCCAGGGAAAGAGAUGCUACAACUCCUAAUCAUAUGCUAUUUAUCUGA
Molecule: messenger RNA, 1269 nt
Organism: Stylonychia lemnae
Lineage: Eukaryota; Ciliophora; Spirotrichea; Sporadotrichida; Oxytrichidae
Source: the annotation of a GenBank genome assembly